Drosophila suzukii is the source of this 4718-nucleotide messenger RNA. RefSeq names its product sushi domain containing 2 mesh (gene mesh). The record is from RefSeq and is a predicted model, not a curated record. NCBI's taxonomy places the organism in Eukaryota, Metazoa, Arthropoda, Insecta, Diptera, Drosophilidae. Gene Ontology annotation, biological process: cell-matrix adhesion.
AUGCGCUUCAAACUGUUUUUGGUUUGUGCGCUGGCCUGCGGCUUUAUGGCCUAUGUCCUGGCCAACGAGAAUAUAUCGACGGAGGAGUUCGAGGAUCAGAUAAUAAAUGCAGUUCCCGAGCCGGUGAAGGCGGAUAAACCCAAAAAUCAGGCGGAAUUCGUGGAGGUUCCGAAGGCCACACCCGUGGUCAAAAAAGUGGAGGAGGAGGAGAAACCGAAAACCAAACCUCUGGCACUCCAAAAGCCCACUCUGAUUCCCGUGGUCCAUGUGACCAGUCGGGGAACCGAUGAUGUCCUGACCGUCGCCGGAUUGAAGCCCCAGAAAAUGUUCGGAGCCCUCGUAAUGCCAAAUGACUACUUGGGCGAGCUGUACGACGUGGACAACAGCGGCUACAAUUGGGAUCCCAAUAACAACGUGGCCCCUUCGAGCCCCUCGACGGCAGCCGGAGGCUAUACCAUUACGUCCGCCAGGUUGGCCGAGCUCAGGAGCACCUUCAUGUACUGGUACUUCGACAAGGACAUGUACGGAGGACGCGGCGACUACCAGUUCGACAUCCAUGCCUCCAUGACGCAGCUCCACAAGAAUCUUAACUUCCAGCUGCCGUUCUACGGAUUCCGUUUCAACUACACUAGGCUCUCCCUAAACGGCUACUUGGAGUUCUCCGAUCCACCAGAGUACCUCACCUAUCCCCUGGUUUUCCCCAUCAAGGACUGGCCCAAGAGGGAUCCCUCCUUCAUGGGCAUCUUUUUCAGCAAGUGCCGAGUGGGUCGUAUUUAUCCAUCGGAUAUUGACCAGCGGACGCCCGGCGUUUACUUCCGAGUGGAACGUGAUCUCAUGGGUCGUACGGACCGGUUCGGAGUGGAGGUACGGGAACGCACCAUGUGGGACAUUCGUCAGGGAGUCGUGGGCGCCGACACCUUCGUUCCCAAGCACGUGGUGAUCGCCACCUGGAAGAACGUCUCGUUCGCCGGUGGAAUCGACAACUCCCUCUACACGACCAACACCUUCCAAAUGGUCCUUGCUACCGAUGAGGUCUACACCUAUAUCAUCUUCAACUACGCUGUUUUGAACUGGCUUUCGCACACAGAGGCUGGAGGCGAUACGACAAAGGGCGAGGGCGGAGUUCCUGCAUAUGUCGGUUUCAACGCCGGCAACGGCACCCAGGCCUACGAGUACAAGCCCUACAGCCAGAACAUGGUGAUUCGGGACCUGGCCAACAGAGGAUGGGCCAAUGGGUUCCCUGGUCGUCACAUUUUCCGCGUGGACGAGCAGAUUCUAAUUGGCUCCUGCAACAAGGAUAUCGAUGCUGCCCUGCUGCCUUUGACCUUCGCCCCCGAAUCUGGCAACAUGCUGGGUGGUCAAGUCGUCAACAUUACUGGCCCCUGUUUUGACCCCAGUAUCAGAGUUACCUGCCACUUCGAUACGGAAUCCGUGCUGGGAACCUAUGUGGACAGGAACCGAGUGAUCUGCGUGCAGCCUUAUCUAAAGGCCGAGGGAUACAUUCGCUUCCAGAUCUCCGUGGGCACGCAGAGAUUCAAGUGGCGCGGAAAGUACUUCGUGGAGACCCCGGCUGCAGCCACCGAGAAGAUCUUCUUCGCCAACGACGAUGUGCACAAGAAGAAUCCCAGCGAGAUCCGCAUCACCUGGAACCAGUACAAUUUGACCUCGAAUGCCAAUGCCAACGUGAUGAUCUCGCUGUGGGGCUACCGCGAGACCAAGAUCGAGCCCCAACUGGAGUACAUCGAUGUUAUCGAAGCCGCGUACUCGAAUUCCGGCAGCUACGUGAUCACGCCCUCGAAUUACCUCAACCGAAACAAUAUUAACCGGGACAUGCAGUUCGGCUUCCUCCAGAUCAACCUCACCCAGCCCGAUCAGUACUCAGGAUUGGCCAUCAGUCCGGUCCUGUGGUCCCGACCGAUUCCAUUGGCCUGGUAUAUGGCGCCCCAGUGGGAGCGACAGCACGGAAAACGCUGGGCGAGAGCUCUCUGCGAUAAUUGGAUUCGCGCCGACCGAUUCCUCAGGAACUUUGCCGCCGACCUUCCACUGUGCCCCUGCACCUUGGACCAGGCUGUCCUGGACAAGGGACGCUUCCGUCCGGAUCGGGAGUGCGACAAGGACUCGAACCCCAGCUGCCUGAGGCAUCGCGGAGCCAUCCACUGUGUGGUCAGCGGAACGCCUGUUGCCCAAGGAGCUGAGCAGCAGUGCUGCUACGACCGCUACGGCUUCCUGAUGCUGACCUACGACCAGAUGUGGGGCUCCCGACCCCGCCGCGUCCACAACCUGGGCAAGAUGCCCUGGAACGAGGCCAGCAAGGUGCCCUCGCUGUCCAUGUGGUUCCACGACAUGCGUCCCUUCUACUCCUGCUGCUUCUGGCAGGAGGAGCAGGCGGUGGGCUGUGAGACGUACCGCUUCGAGCGACGUCCUUCGCAGGACUGCGUGGCCUACCAGGCGCCGGGAAUCGCCGGCGUCUUCGGAGAUCCCCACUUUGUGACCUUCGACGGCACGGCCUACACCUUCAACGGCCUGGGCGAGUUCGUCCUGGCACGCAGCGUGGACGAGAGCAAUAAGUUCGAGGUACAAGGACGAUUCGAGCAGCUGCCAAAUAACUACUAUGGCGAGGUGAAGGCCACUCACUUGACGGCGGUGGCGAUGAGGGGAAAUACCACCACCACGAUUGAGGUCCGCCUGCGUCCUCUGCAUGCCAGGUGGCGCUAUCGCCUGGAUGUCCUCGCCGAUGGCCGCAGGGUGUACUUCGAUCGGGAGAGUCUGAAGUUCCAGCACUUCGAUGGUGUAACCGUGUAUACUCCGACCUAUCUGCUCAAUCAGUCCCAGGUGGUGGUGCAGUUCGAUGCGGGAAUCGGAGUUGAGGUCGUGGAGAACGAGGGCUACAUGACGGGUCGCGUCUUCCUGCCCUGGAAGUUUAUAAACAAAACAGCUGGUCUUUUUGGCAAUUGGAGCUUCAAUAAAUUAGACGACUUUAUGCUGCCCAAUGGACAGGUGGCUGCUCUAAAUCUGAAUGAUCUGCGUAGUAUCCACACCAACUUUGGCAUUAAAUGGAUGCUCACGGACCGCGAGGUUCCCGGAGUGGGAGCUGCUCUAUUUACCAGGGAAUUCGGAAGGAUGUCCAGUUACUAUGCGAAUGCCACCUUCCAGCCAAAUUAUGUCCUGGAUCCUGCGGACUUCCUGCCCACCAAUCGUACUUACGAUCUGGAGAGAGCUGAAGAACUCUGUGGAGAGUGCAUGCAGUGUCAAUAUGAUUAUGCAAUGACCUUAAAUCGAGAUUUGGCGCACUAUACCAAGAACUACUACGACACCAUAGUCAAUAUGCAGGCUGAGAAUGCAGUUCGCGUGGUAUCCUGUGGUGUUUUGCAGACCCCUCGAUUCGGUCGAAAGCUGAGCUUUGAUUUCAUGCCUGGUGCCAAGGUGUCCUUUGAGUGUAAUGAGGGCUUUAUCCUGGUCGGAGAUCAACGUCGUGAAUGUUUGUCCAACGGGCUGUGGAAUGUUCCUGAAUACGGAUACACCGAGUGUCUACGUGAGGUGUACUACACGCGUCGCGUCGCUUUCAUUGCAAUUGGCAUUAUCUUCCUGGUGAUCUGCCCACUGAUGCUGUGCAUCGUGUGUGGCGUGUAUCGCUAUCGCCAGAAGCAGCUAAAGGAGGAUCCCCAGUGGCAGAUGCCCAUGCUGCCCCGCUCGAGGGCUAGUUCCGCUCGUAAUCUGAGAACGCUCAACUACGACGAUGACAGCGAUACGGAUGCCAGCACAUUGAAGAAAAGUAGGUCCUACGACAAAGUAUAUCGCACGAACGAACCAUUACCGGGCAAACCGCAAAUUGAUUUUCCAGCUAAGAAAUGGGAUCUGGAUGAGAACGACGAGGAUGUGACCUCAUCCGAAGGUGAGAAGCCGAAGCAGCUGGGUCGCCGAUCCCUGCACUCCGCCUCCGGAACGGAUUUGGAUCAGCACGGCUCGCCGGUGGACGAGGAUCAUCAUCCCGACGAGGACGAUGACUUCGAUGAGGCGGAUGUCCACACGGGCACCACCCAUCCGGCUGGAUAUCACCAGCCCCUGUCGCCGGAGGAGGCGGACCAGCUGCACCGCCAGCAGUACAGUCCCACGUUCAGCGGCCUGGACAGCCGCACCAGUGGUGCCAGCUCCAUAAACUACACGCCCCAGGCGGCGUCACAGAACCGCUUCGGAGGAGUGCCAGUGCUGCCCAGCAAUACCCAGUACUACAGCAGACCCCCGUCGAGUGUGAACGCCGUGCCCCUGCGCACAGCACCUACGCCCCUGACGCAGGACACCGGCCUGCCAUCACCCCCAUUGGCCACCUCGCCCACUCCCUCGGUGCAAAAGUCCACGGAGGUCUGAGGAUCCGAACUCAUCCCGGUCCCCACUAGCUGCAAAGUUCAAAUAGGAGCCACCCACAAAUAACAACUAAUUUUAAGUACCUGUUAUUGCCGCUAACUUUGAACACCCACCUGCCCAUGAUGUUUUCCAUUUCUAUUGUUGUACUGCUGUUUUUCCCGAGGCCAUGACCACAUAAAGAAUAACACCUAACAUGUAACAAUUAUUUAAUAGUCCCAAUCCGAAACCGAAUCCUUGUACAUUAAGCAUAAUUCUAACGGCAAUUCAUUUGUAUUUACGUCGGCCCAGGUAAACAAUCAUCAUUUUAUACAUUGAAUAAAACCAAAAACACUUGUUUAUAGUAGUUUACUUGUAAA